Messenger RNA from Salvia splendens (bonfire salvia), 2001 nucleotides. Its product is annotated as cyclin-dependent kinase D-3. NCBI's taxonomy places the organism in Eukaryota, Viridiplantae, Streptophyta, Magnoliopsida, Lamiales, Lamiaceae. The transcript is spliced from 8 exons. The record is from RefSeq and is a predicted model, not a curated record. Gene Ontology annotation, cellular component: transcription factor TFIIH holo complex; cytoplasm; nucleus. Gene Ontology annotation, molecular function: ATP binding; cyclin-dependent protein serine/threonine kinase activity; RNA polymerase II CTD heptapeptide repeat kinase activity. Bases 284 to 1546 code for a protein of 420 amino acids. Gene Ontology annotation, biological process: protein phosphorylation; positive regulation of transcription by RNA polymerase II.
UCCAUUACUUGAUUUGUUUAGCAACAAAAGUGCAAAAACCCAUUAAACAAAAGUUGAAACACACGCAGCUUCACACACUACGCUCCCUCCGGCAUUCCCCCAAUCGCAAUUGCAUCCGCAUAUAUCUUCACACGAUUGUAUGUCAUAUGUUCUUCACUCACACCUCAGUUUUAUCUUUAUCGCAGGAUGACAACUUGUAUUCACACUGAUUUAUAGAAAAACCCACGAAUUUGAGCAUCAAAUUCUUGAAUCUUGAAAAGGGUGGGCGAACACGCGGAGAAAGAUGGCGGACAUGGAUCAGCUGUUGACCAAGAAGGUAGCCGAUCGUUAUCUCAAACGCGAAGUUCUCGGUGAAGGUACAUAUGGUGUCGUUUACAAAGCCAUCGAUACUAAGACUGGGCAAGUAGUUGCUAUCAAGAAAAUUCGUUUGGGGAAGCAGAAGGAAGGUGUCAAUUUCACAGCUUUAAGAGAAAUUAAGUUGCUCAAAGAGCUUAAGGAUCCUAACAUCAUCGAGUUGAUUGAUGCAUUCCCUCACAAGGGGAACUUGCACCUUGUGUUUGAGUUUAUGGAGACAGAUCUCGAAGCUGUUAUUCGUGAUAGAAAUAUUGUUCUUUCUCCAGCUGACAUCAAGUCAUACAUUCAGAUGACACUGAAGGGGCUUUCCAUUUGCCAUAAAAAAUGGGUCCUGCAUAGGGACAUGAAACCGAACAACUUGCUGAUUGGACCUGCUGGACAACUUAAACUUGCAGAUUUUGGUUUAGCUCGUAUAUUUGGAAGCCCUGAUCGAAGGUUCACACAUCAGGUUUUUGCUAGAUGGUACAGAGCUCCCGAGCUUCUGUUUGGUGCCAAACAAUAUGGUCCAGGGGUGGAUGUAUGGGCUGCAGCAUGCAUAUUUGCUGAGCUGCUUUUACGUCGACCUUUUCUGCAGGGAAACAGUGAUAUUGAUCAACUAGGAAAGAUAUUUGCGGCUUUUGGGACGCCAAAGGCAUCCCAAUGGUCAGAUAUGGUCUAUCUUCCAGAUUAUGUGGAAUAUCAGCAUGUGCCUGGUCAAACACUGCGCACAUUAUUUCCCAUGGCUAGUGAUGAUUGUUUAGACCUUUUAGGGAAGAUGUUCAUGUAUGAUCCUAAAGCAAGAAUUUCAGCUCACCAGGCUCUGGAGCAUAGGUAUUUUUCUUCCAUACCUCCACCUACAGAACCUGCUUUGCUUCGAAGACCUCCGCCAAAGAAGGAAUCGGCCAAUCCAAAGGCCUCAGAGUUUAAUCCUCUGGAUGGACCAACAGUGCUGUCUCCUCCUAGAAAACAAAGAAGAGUCAUGCCUCAACGGGAGGGCUUUGAUGUGAAUGCUCACAAUACGAUCAAGAUGGACGACCAUGGCAAUGAGACAAAGCAGGCAGCCGGGGAGAGGAGUGAGCACGCUCCAAUGUCUUUGGAUUUUUCAGUUUUUGGCAUGAGGCCACCAAAUAGACCAACUAUUAACAGUGCUGACAGAUCACAUCUAAAGAAGAAACUUGAUCUUGAAUUUCAACUACCCGAAGAAGAAGAAUAACCUUGUAGACAAGCACGUACGGAUAUCUGAUUUCUGCACAAUGUAUAAAGCUUCCUACCCGAGUAUUACCCUCGCAGAUUUGGAAAUCGACUGUGUCCCGAGGAGGAGCCAUAGGCUGAAUGGAUUUAACUAAUGAUUGUGUAGCCCUGUACUUUUUAACCGGAAGACAAAUCACAUUGCCGGUAAUUUUUGUUUUUCUUUCAUUUUCACUUGUUCUAAUUAAUUGAUGGUUGGCAAAAGUUCAACAUGCAAAUUGUCUAUUAAUUCUUGUAUUAAGUUGUGAGAGAUCUGAAUGUUUUGCGGCUGUUUACAUCUAUUCGUUAAAAGAAACCAUGUACUCAAAUUUCGAGCACGUUCUAGGUCGUUUUUGUUUGUUGUAGACUGGAUUUCACCUGUAAUAAUUUUACUCAAUUAUGUGAAACGUAGUGAAAUAUUGCUAUAUGAUUUUAUUAAAA